This is a messenger RNA of Plasmodium knowlesi strain H, 1407 nucleotides long. RefSeq names its product protein tyrosine phosphatase, putative. The coding region runs from base 1 to 1407 and encodes 468 amino acids. The record is from RefSeq and is a predicted model, not a curated record. Gene Ontology annotation, molecular function: protein tyrosine/serine/threonine phosphatase activity. The transcript has a single exon. Lineage: Eukaryota; Apicomplexa; Aconoidasida; Haemosporida; Plasmodiidae. Gene Ontology annotation, biological process: protein dephosphorylation.
AUGGUAGAGGACGAGGGGGUGACCGGCUUGCGCGGCGUCUGUGGCACAAAGCGCGUGAAUGCCGCGCGCCCUGGCGGUAAUAGCGAAGACGACGAGGAGAGAAGAAAUAUCUCCCUGACCAAAGAUGACACCACCCACUCGCAGGAAGACGAAGGAGGAGGAGGUGCAGGAGGAGGAAAAGAAGAAGGAGAAGGAGAGUUUCCUCCGUUGGGCACCUCAAAAGGGACCAUCCAGAUGUCCAUUCGGGGGAUCAAAGUGGACAGGUUGAACUUGAACUUGAGCUCGUUUAGACGGAAGAAGGAAGAAGAAAAAAAAAAAGAAAAAAAAGAAAAACAGGAUGAAGAUGGCGGAGAUGAUUGCGAUGAUGAACACGGCGAUGAUCCCCCAAGUGGCACCCCCAUGUCGGACAAGGAAGAUGUUCUGACCGCGAGCAGCUCCACUUGCACGGAGCUCUUGGAUGGUCGAUUAUUGCUAAGUGGAUAUGAAUUCGCAUCGAACGAUGAAGAAAUGAGAAAAAAAUAUAUCACCCACAUUGUUAACAUGGGAGGGGAGGAAUGCCCAAAUAAAUUUGAAGGCUCUCAUUCCUACAGAACCUACUACGUGAAGGAUGACUUGCGACAAGAUAUUUUUUACACUCUGCUAGAUGCCGCUCACUAUAUCGAAGAAAUACUAAGUAGUAAUGAAGGAAAUAAAAUUCUUGUGCAUUGUAAAAAAGGAGUUUCCAGAUCUGUCAUCGUAAUUAUAUUUUUUCUCAUGACCCACUUGGAGUUAUCUUUUGCAGAUGCAUUCGACUUGGUGAAGAGGCAACGCCCUCUGUCUAACCCUAACUUGAGUUUCGUUUCACAGUUAUUGCGUCUCUUUGUGUUGCGCAAGCGCCUUCGGAGUUUUGGCAAGGAACCAACCGACCUCGUCGGUAGCACGGAGGUAGCAACUCUGGAGGAAUCUCCCCAAUAUAUUCACCCCACAGAGGAAGUUACAUUCAUUUUCCGAAUCUCUGCAACGGGUAAGGAACUCACAUUGACCAACAUGAAUAGUUUCUCCACAGAUUUAGACACCUGCACAGACACGGAGACUACAAAACCCAUACAGAUAGAUGAACGCUUUAACUACGUGUUGACAAGGCACUUCCGUGCAUUCUACUUGUUGGUGCUUGAUCCUACCUUCGAAGAUGUGUGCACUCCCCUCUUUGAGCGUUUUGCGAAAAUAUGUAAAUCCUUUUUUCAUGGUGACCUUGCCGAUUCAACCGACUUGACCCAAACGAUUGUUCGCUCCCAUGUCGGCAACUUCAUGCAACGACUUCAAUUGGACACACAACUUUUUAGUCGCCUUCCCUGUAAUGACGAGGCAUAUCUGAAGCUACGGGAGGUUCUACAGCUACAGGGGGGAGGGGGGGCAACCACUAGAUAA